AUGUGCCUGGUACUAAUAAUCUAUUUCCUUGUAGACUUUGUUCACACCAUCUGUCAUGCCCUCAUGUAUCGUGGUGCUUGCAUUUUUUCGAUACAUAUGUUGAAGCUAGAUGUGAGAGAAUUGGCGAUUCAAUUCGGUUGUGUUCGGAUUAUACCUUAUGUUUGUGACCGUCUUAAGCUAAACACAAGGUACAUUUGUAAUAAUCUCAAUACAAACACAUGGCAUGUGGUUAUAUAUUGUAAUGACAUGAUUUGUGAUUGUUCUUUGCAGCUCAAAGUUGAUAAGAUUAAGCUAAUUGAACUCUGUGGUACAUCUGAAGCUGAAUUUUCCAGUGUUUCUACUACUAUGAAAGAUUUGUGCCAUGAUGUUUUUGGGGUAGCUAAAGAAAAGAAAGAUCCUAAAGAAGUUAAGACCAAUAGAGGUAUGUUCUUUCCUGCUUUUCCUGCUCUUUGUGCAGAUUUGCUUGAUGUCUUACCAAGCAAAAGAAAAGCUGAGGACGGUGGCUAUUUGUCUGAUGAUGGAGCAGAGGGAACUUUAGAUUGUAGGAUAUGAUAGAAGAUUAUCAAUUUGGUUUGGGGCCUUAGAACUAUAUGCGGCAUGAUUGCCUAAAGAGGGACCUGGAGUUUGAAGUUAUCAACCAAAUUAAUGGAAAAAAGGAGUUGUGAUUAUUUUUGAAUUAUUGUUUAGAGGAAGAGAGAAAUAGAUUGAGUCUAUGUAUUGAUGUUUUUCUUUAAACUAUAUCCUAAUGUACUCUUGCAUC
Molecule: messenger RNA, 760 nt
Organism: Trifolium pratense (red clover)
Lineage: Eukaryota; Viridiplantae; Streptophyta; Magnoliopsida; Fabales; Fabaceae
Product: origin of replication complex subunit 6-like
Exons: 6
Coding region: 1-552 (183 amino acids)
Biological process (GO): DNA replication initiation; DNA replication
Cellular component (GO): nuclear origin of replication recognition complex
Source: RefSeq, a predicted model, not a curated record